GGCUAUUUCGUGUUGCAACUUUCGAGCUUUGACACCUUAUUAACACUCCACAAGCCGACAUGGGUAGAUUAAGACGUUCCAGGACCCAUCACGCCCGUCGAGACGUGCACCGUGCUGCUCGUACCCGUGCUCGAGUAAAGGAUCUCGACCAAAUCGAAACAGACUUGCGUCCCCAGAACAGAAACAGGCUUGAGAAGCAGCCUAUUGAUGAGGACAAGCCUGGACUGGGUCAACACUACUGCGUCGAAUGCUCCAAGUACUGUGAGACCGCUGUUGCCCUCCAGUCACACUUGAAGAGCAAGGUUCACAAGCGCCGAUUGAAGGAGCUCAAAGAGGGCGCUUACACUGUUGACGAGUCUGAGCGAGCUGCUGGCUUGGGAACCGACAACAAACAACGUGGUGUAGAGGAUGUUAUCAAGCGCUUCGAUGGAAUAAACAGCAGUGCUGCCGGUCCUUCGAUUGUUGCUCAACCUCAAGCUUAAGCCAGCCUUCCAGGAAGGACUUUUGAGAGAGACGAAAAGUGGUGACUGGCGUUACGGCCGUGGGGAAGGUGGUCUCCAGGUGGACAGGGAAGUGCCACCGUUCUAUGUUGUAUACUAGAUGAUGGCAUCAUGUUAUGUUUAGAUGGCU
Molecule: messenger RNA, 630 nt
Organism: Cryptococcus deneoformans JEC21
Lineage: Eukaryota; Fungi; Basidiomycota; Tremellomycetes; Tremellales; Cryptococcaceae
Product: bud site selection-related protein, putative
Exons: 4
Coding region: 60-482 (140 amino acids)
Molecular function (GO): nucleic acid binding; zinc ion binding
Source: RefSeq, a predicted model, not a curated record